GAGUCACUCGGAGUUACUACGCGCAUCUUUUCACGUCCCAGCAGAAAUGAAAGCAAAAGCACGUCGGUGUUGAAGAGAGCCGGACUAAUAAAAUGGCAGAACUCCUGCCCAGUGAAGUACCACUAAAGAAGCGGAAGAUUGAGGCUCAGUCUCCAGACCAGGAGAGCUCCUGCAGGCAGGUGCCGGUCAGACUGUUGAGCUCCACUGAACUACUUCUGCAGAUCCCCCCAAACACCAACACCAGCCUGCCCGUGUGGGAGUGUGUAAAUGCCACUCAGGCAGGGGUGCAGUGGAGUGAGACUCCGUACAGCAUCACCAUCCAGAUUACCCCUCUCACCACCCAGAAAGCCCGGAGCAAUGACCAGCCUGUAAACCAGCCUCAGCCACCCUGCCAGUUUAAACAUGUCCCACUACCAGUUCACUUACUGCCGACCCUCUCCGGUCUAGACCACAACGGUGAUACUGAUUGUCCCUCUGUGUUUUUCAAGCUAGCAGCCAAAACCUUUUACACCAAGCCAUCCAAAUACAUCCACAUCUGCGAUGACUUCCUUACUGGCUGCUGCCCACACAAGCUCAGCUGCGAGCGGCACCACACGCCUCUGCCUUUCCACUGGCAGCUGAGGCACUGGAACACGCAGCAGUGGGUCAACAUCUCUCUGUCUGCUCAGGUCAAACUGGAGAAGCUGUACUGUGAUCCAGACCAAGAAACCAUCAGGCUGCAGGACAUAUUUCCCAUCAGGACAGAAGCGUUUACGCUUCACUUGGAGACCAAGAAAGUGACCUCAGCGAAAUAUGAUAAAGCCAGGCGACUGUCCAGCAGCCGUGAUCCAGAAAUGAGCCCUCACUUCCCCACAGAGUGGAGCAUCUAUUGGUGGAAUGAUGGCAAGUGGGAAAAGUAUGAAAAAGAAGUGUCCAAGGAGCUUGUGGGAGCAAUAGAAGCAGGGGAGACAAGCCGUGGGUUCUACAUUGGGAAGCAGCUGUACGAAGUGGACUUCAGCAGUAUGACCCAGAUGAACGUCACCACCAAGUUUGAACGCAGAAUUCGAUGGAGACCUACUUUUCGCUCGCCCUUCUCUAUCAAAUCAAACUUGAAGACAGUUUCGCUAGGAGAACCCCCCCGGCCUUUUGGGCAGGUUCUCCCCAGGCUCAGUGUGGAUCCUCUGCAGGAGUUCAGCAGCUGGUACCCUCCUGUGUGGAAUCUGAGCCCAAAUCAGGGCUUUAGCCUGGUGGAGGUGCCACCCAGUGCCAAAGCCUACCAAAGCAUCCACUGCCUGUUCUACAGCACCAUGAAUGAGACCAAGACAGAGAUCAUCAGCAUACAGCAGGUCCAGAACAUCUUUCAUUGGGACAGGUAUAGGAGGCAGAAGGAGCACAUGCAGAUUCACAGCACAGCACACAGCUGGUCUCUGGAGCAACAUCUGUUCCAUGGGACCACUGAGGAUUGCGCCAAGGAGAUCUGUUUGAACAACUUUGACCCACGAGUGUCAGGGAAGAACGGGGUGGUAUAUGGCCGGGGCAGCUACUUUGCCCGAGAUGCCAGGUACUCUUUGAAAUAUGCAGCCAAAUCAGGCGGGGGUAACCAGCACAUGUUUCUUGCCAAGGUGCUGGUGGGUAAUGUGACUCUUGGGAACGCUACAUACUCCCGCCCACCCCGGCUCAACCCCUUGACACCAGGAUAUGAGCUAUAUGACACUUGCGUUGACAAGAUUUCCGACCCCUCCAUCUUUGUGGUAUUUGACAACUGCCAGUGUUAUCCCUAUUACCUGAUCAAGUACAAAGCAGUGUCUGACCUCGUCAACAUCUGUGAAUGAAGUGCAAGGACAUUCUGAAAAACUGAUUAGCCAGGAUGAGUCCUGAAGUGGCACACCUUUAAGUUACUGCGUUUGGGUUUAUGGUCACAGUGUGGUGAUACAGUGUGAAGUAAAGAUUACAUCUUGUCAUUGGUGAAUUCAGUGCAUUUGUGAAAUAACUCAGUAUGGAGACUGUGAUCCUACUGGGAUGGCCAAAAUUUUGGGUGGGCUGUACUGCAACCUCUGAUGUUCAAACUAAUCCACUAACUGGGUUUUUUCGGUUGUAGCCAGCAGAGGGCAGAAGACUAAUGAACAGGAGGAUCUGCAGUUUGACAGUGAGAGGGGCAAUGAUGUUUAUCACAAUGAAAAGCAUAAAUGACUAUUAAAAAGCAUAUAAUUAUAUCAGGUUGACAUGAGGUGAUAUGCCAGAAUUAUUUGUAGUUCCGAUUGGUACUGUUGUAAUGCAUACAUAACUUGAAGAUCACAUUAUGCAAUAGGUUACUGUGUAAAAUGUUAGUGGUAUACUGUGAAGUACAAAUAAGCACAAAUAAGCACGUUUUCGGCACUAAUCAUCUUCUAUCUGAGAUCUUGCAGGCGACACAGGAAAACUUCAAUAAAAAUUCGUAUUUUC
Molecule: messenger RNA, 2421 nt
Organism: Anguilla anguilla (European eel)
Lineage: Eukaryota; Metazoa; Chordata; Actinopteri; Anguilliformes; Anguillidae
Product: protein mono-ADP-ribosyltransferase TIPARP-like
Exons: 6
Coding region: 93-1811 (572 amino acids)
Molecular function (GO): metal ion binding; NAD+ poly-ADP-ribosyltransferase activity
Source: RefSeq, a predicted model, not a curated record